Molecule: messenger RNA, 2190 nt
Organism: Homarus americanus (American lobster)
Lineage: Eukaryota; Metazoa; Arthropoda; Malacostraca; Decapoda; Nephropidae
Gene: TpnT
Product: troponin T, skeletal muscle-like
Exons: 15
Coding region: 160-1338 (392 amino acids)
Biological process (GO): regulation of muscle contraction; sarcomere organization; muscle contraction
Cellular component (GO): troponin complex
Molecular function (GO): tropomyosin binding
Source: RefSeq, a predicted model, not a curated record
AGGCAGCCAAAGGUGUCUAUUUUUGCUACGUUAUUUCGGUGUAGCGGUGGGCAGGGUACCUGCAGAGCCUCGCGCGCCGCCAGUGUGGUGACAAGGUUGGCCGGCUCUCUCCUGCUCGCACUCUAUCUCUGCCGGGAUUGUACUUAAGAGACCACCAAGAUGUCCGACGAUGAAUCAGCUUAUUCGGAUGCCGAAGCAAGUGAGGGAGAGGAGGGCGAAGAACACCAAACUCAACAAGUGCGAGAGGAAGUGAAAGAGAAAAUAAGGGAAGAUGCAGAGGAGGAGGAGAGGAGGAAGAAGGGAGAUGAGGGGGCCAACUUCCUCAAGAACCGCCAACAGAUGAAAAUGUCUGAGCUGGACGAGCAGCUGGCGGAAUACAUCGCGGAAUGGAGGAAACAGAGAUCCAAGGAGGAGGACGAACUGAAGAAGCUCAAGGAGAAGCAGGCUAAGAGGAAGAUCCUCCGGGCCGAAGAAGAAAAGAAACUGACCGAACAGAAGAGAUCAGAGGAAGAUCGUAAGAUGCGCGAAGAGACUGAACGGAAACAGCGCGAGCAGGAGGAGAAGAGGAAACGUCUUGAGGAAGCCGAGAAGAAACGCCAGUCUAUGAUGAAGGGCUCUAGUGAGGAUGGUGUUAAGAAGUUCGGUUCAAAGGGAGGCGAUAAGCUCUCCAACAUCCAAGCGGCCAAGGGCGAGUUGGGCAAGACCCGCGAGCAGCUGGCCGAGGAGAAGAAGAUCGCUCUUUCCAUCCGAGUCAAGCCCCUCAACGUUGAUGGCAUUGGUUCCUCAAGCCUCCGAUGCAAGGCUGACGAAAUGUGGAAUCUCAUCAUUAAGCUGGAAACUGAGAAGUACGACAUGGAGGAGAGGAUGAAACGCCAGGACUACGACCUGAAGGAACUAAGAGAACGACAGAAGCAACAGCUCAGGCAAAAAGCCUUGAAGAAGGGCCUUGACCCCGAGGCACUCACUGGUAAACAUCCACCCAAGAUCCAAACAGCUUCCAAGUUUGAGCGUCGUACAGACAGAAGGACUUAUGACGACAAGAAAAAGCUAUUCGAGGGUGGUUGGGAUAUUGUUGUCAAGGAAGAAAUGGAGAAGAUCUGGAAAGAUAAAUAUGAAGAAUUUAUGCAAAGGACAAAGUCCAAGUUGCCCAAGUGGUUCGGUGAGCGUCCAGGCAAGAAGGCCAACGAACCCGAAUCCCCACAAGAGGAAGAAGUUGAAGAGGAGCUGGAACCUCCUCCACCACCAGAGCCUGAGGAGGAAGAAGAAGAGGAAGAGGAAGAGGAGGAGGAAGAAGAGGAAGAAGAAGAGGAGGAGGAGGAGGAAGAAGAGGAAGAGUGAUGAGUCGUUGUCUCUCUCCCACCACCACCUUCACCCACCUCUCAUACUCACUCUAUCGCGUCAUCUGUUUGUCACUGAUAAACAGCAACAACAAUACCUUCUCUGUCUUCUAUGGAGUCUCCAAGGAGUUGAUUUUUUUAGUUAUCAUUAUUAUUAUUGUAUCAUUAUAUAUUAUUAUUAUUAUUAUUAUUCGUUGGCGGUUUGUAGUAUAGCCUGUGGUUGUGGGGGAUUAUGUUAGGGUUAUUGUACUACCUGUCCUGGUAAACUUAGCUUUGGACGAAGCUUUAAGAUGUAUGGUAUCUACCUGGUGUUACCUGGUGAUGCCUGGUGACACUGGGGAGAUACCUGGUACCUACUCGGUGAUGCCUGGUACCUACUGGGUGAUACUUGGUACCUGCCUGGUGACCUGGGCGGCGGCAAAAGGCCUCUCCUAUAUCCGCCGCCUCCGUACAAACGUUGAGUCCCUCCCUCACCUCCUCCUUGACGCUACCAACCUUCAAAGGCUGUUCCAUCCCUCCCUCCCUCCCCCUUGGGCACCCGGGAGGGGCUCGGCGGCCCCCCAGCCCUCCGCGGGGCCCCUCCCUAGGCUCCUGAACCCGCCGGAGAACCAAGGAAGGAAGGGAGAGUCUCCACAGCAGCCACCAGAGGCUAGAGGGGCGUCAGGGAGAGCGUCUGUCCUAGUUACAACAUCAACACUGUAUAAAAGAACGACUUUGAAUUGGUCUCUAAUUUAUCUCUCCCGUCUUCGUGUUUUCUGUUGAUCGAGAAUAUUAUUAUUAUUAUCAUUAUUAUUAUUAUUAUGUUCCUUCUGCGAUAAUAGUUUCUUUCAAAAUAAAAAUGAUUAAGCUGAAA